AUGGGACAAUGGGAAGAAAGGACGAUGGUUUUACAGAGUUCAAAGGAAAGUGGGAGAAAUGAGGUUUGCAGGGAGGAACAGGAGACAAGAGACAAUAAUAUCAAGACUUAGGUUUGGACAAACUGGACUAAACAGCACAUUAUUCAAAAGAGGUCAACAUCAUACAGAUAAAUGUGACCACUGUAGCCAGGAAGAAACAACAGAGCAUGUAAUGCUGCACUGUCGAAAAAUAUGAGCAAGAAAGAAGGCAUCUUAUUCAAAAGCUCAGAAAGAAAAAAAAGUACAGUUUAAUCUAGUAGACAUUCUACAGAGGAACACAGAUAAUAUGAUAAUUAUAAUAAUAUAUUUAAUUUAGAGAGCACUUUUCAUUGCUAAAAGCAAUCUCAAAGUGCUACGGAGUAACACAAAAAUAAAUAUAGAAACAAUAAAUAGGUUAAAAAAAGAAAAAGAAAGAAAGAAAAGAAAAAAAUCAGUAGGUUGACAGAUGAAUGAUAUCAAGUCAUAUUUCAGUGUCUUAGACAAACAAAUGUAAUUGUGAAGAUAUAAUUUUUGUUUUGUUUGUUUUGUUUUGUUUUGUUUGUUUAUUAUUAAGUGUGUUUGUUUUCUUUGGUUAGCGAUGCUGAGCCACACUCCCCGCCAGUUGGUGGCGGUUGUGCGCCAAUUUGUUGUUUUGGCAACUGUCAAAAAAAAAAAAAAAAAAAUCCCAGAAGAAGAAGAAGUAGAAGAAGAAGAAGAAGAAGAAGUAGAAGGAGUAGAAGAAGAACGUUUUAGGGGGAAAAAACAGGAAAUUCUGUAGAAACGAAAAGUCUUGGGAAGUUUUCACGUCAAAGAUGGCCUGCUUUGAUAGCAAUAAGGGGAGUCUGGAGGAGGACAGCUUUGAUGGAGCUGUCGGCGGAGAGCUGUCCAGUUGUGCCUUGGCAAUGCUGGAGAAGGAGCGGGAAUCCCUCCUCAGCCCGUCAGAGGGCCCCGGGACCCUCAACAGCAGCAGCACCUCCACCAGUCUUCAGGCCGCCGACCCCGUCCAGGGCUACGACGUGGAAUUCGACCCGCACCUGGAGCCCAAAUACGAGUGCCCCAUCUGCCUCAUGGCGCUGAGGAACGCCGUUCAAACACCCUGUGGCCACCGCUUCUGCAAGAACUGCAUCGAGAAGUCAAUUCGUGACACGGGACAGAGAUGCCCUGUGGACAACGAAAUGCUCACAGAAGAUCAGCUGUUCCCUGAUAACUUUGCCAAACGGGAGAUUCUGUCACUGACGGUUCGCUGUCCAAACUCCGGCUGUGUUGACAAAAUGGAGCUACGACAACUGGAGAAUCAUUUGGCGCACUGUCAGUUUGCGACGGAGCCCUGCCCACAGUGCCAGCAGUCGGUGAGGAAGAGCCACUUAGAGGAGCACACGACUGUCGAGUGCCAAAGGAGACCCAUGUCCUGUCCAGAUUGUGUGGCCUGCUUUGUUUACGAGGACAGAGAGCUUCACGAGCAGCAGUGUCCCUUUGCCAACGUCAAGUGCCACUACUGUGAGAUGGAUCUCAUCAGAGACCAGAUUGAAUCUCAUUGUGAUACAGAUUGCCCCAAAGCACCUAUCGCCUGUAACUUCAGCACCUUUGGGUGCAAGGAAAGGAUGCAGCGCCACAACCUGGCUCAGCACAUGCAGGAGUUCACGCAGAUGCACAUGUGGUACAUGGCGGAGUUCCUGCGCGGCCUCAGCCUCAAUGGCACCGCGCCCAGAUCCCUGCGGGCGCACGGACCAUCUGCGUCGACCGAGGACCAGGGAGCCGCGGCGUCGGCGUCCGCCUCUUCCUCUGCCUCCGGGGGGCCCAGAGGAGCAGCGAGCUGCAGCGGCAGCUGUGCUCCGGCUCCGCCUCCGCCCAGCGAGGAGAUGCAGCGGCUCCGGGAAAUGGACGGACGGCUGGUGAAGCAGGAUCACCAGCUGCGUGAGCUCAUCAUCUUAAAAGAAACGCAGGCAGGCCAGCUUGCGGAACUCAGGCGCAGGGUGUCGACGCUAGAGGACACCGUUAAGGAGCUGGAGGCCCAGCAGUGCCGCGGCAUCUUCGUGUGGCGCCUCAAAGGUUUCUCCGCCCACCUGCGGAACCAAGAGGCCGGGCUGCCGGUGGUGGAGCACAGCCCCGGCUUCUACACGGGCUGCCCGGGCUACAAGCUGUGUCUGCGCUUGCACCUGCAGACGCCCAACGCGCUGCGCUGCUCCAACUACAUCUCGCUCUUCGUGCACACCAUGCAGGGGGCGUUCGACGCGCAGCUCACCUGGCCGUUCCAGGGCACCAUCCGGCUCGCCAUCCUCGACCAGGGCCCCGAGGGCCAGCACCACAUGGAGGUGAUGGAAACCAAGCCCGACCUGCAGGCCUUCCAGAGGCCCACCAUCCAGCGCAACCCCAAGGGAUUCGGCUACGUCACCUUCAUGCACCUGCACCAGCUGGGUCAGAAAGCCUUCGUCAAAGACGACACGCUGCUCAUCCGCUGCGAGGUGACGCCGCGCUUUGACAGUAUGCCUCACCGCGAGGGGCCCGCCGUGCAGCCUCGAGGACCCGAGGCAUCGGUUUGACGGGACUUGAAGUGGAACUUGGAAUCAUCAUCUUUACACUGAAAUAUAUAUAUAUAUAAAUAUAUUCCAAUACUGCUCGGUUCAUUUUAUUGGACGACAUCGGGAGGAGGAAGACCGAUGUUGACAAUGAUGUAAAAACUUGGAAAACCGCAAAUAUGCUAGUAUUUAUUUGCUUGCCGGCUUUAAAAUGUCAACAAAUUUUUUUUGAUAUGUUUUAACAGAUAAAUGCAGUACAAUCCUUUCUUUUUUUUUUUGAUAAUGAAAAUGUAUGUUCUAACCCACUAGGUACCAAUCGUGUAAAUUAUCAAUGUUUCAUCAGCUCGAGGUGACCAGUUCAAGAUGUAUUCAUGCUGCCUGUUGACUGAGCAUUACUAGAGACCUUGCUCUCUUCUCUUUUUUUUGGAGAUGGCACUAAAUGUUAAAGGAACCCUGUGGAGUUGUAGACCUCCUGGCUCCAUCCUCUAUUAGCACAUACGCGAGGAGCCACCGACGUGUACAGAGGCGUGUGGAGGACUGCAGAGGGCGGUGGUGCAAAGAAGAAGAAUGAAGACUUGGGUAGCAUUUUUUUGGUUUGUUGUCGUAGUGACUACGGUCGAAAAUUGUGAAAAACACGAUCUUUGAUCCAAAAACCCUUUUUCCUCGACCUUCAUGCAUAUUUUGAGACUGCAAGUUUCAGAAAAAAGUUUCAGAAAAGUCUGCUUUGUGUUGAAGGAAAUGCAUUCAACACAUUUGUUGGACCAUCAGAAACACGAGACUUGUAAACAUGUUGUGUCACAAGUUACACAAAAACCUUUUUUUGUUUUCACCCGUUAUUGUGUUGGUUUGCUUGUUUGUCAGCGGGAUUACGCAAAAACUACUGAACGGAUUUCCACGAAAUUUGGUGGACGGAUGGGACAUGGGCCAAGAAAGAAGCCCUCAAUUUUGGCGCAAAUCCAGAAUUUUUUUUUCAUCACGGUCCUCAACAUUGCUCGAUAUAGAGUUUGUUGACAUUUUUACCAAUUUUUUUAUUCAUGAAUCUCGAUGAAACAUAUCUAUGAGUGUGUGCAAUUCCCCAAAUGCCGAUCAUGAUUCCCAAUCUGCAUUGGGUUUUUUGAGCAUUGCUGUAAGGCUUGAAUUUUGAGAGACAUGGCGGAGGUUUUUAAAUCAAAGGUCAUUAAAAGAAUUAGGAAUAUCAAUAUACAAAUUCAUAUGCUCUCGUCAAAUUCAAGAUUCAGUGCUGCUGUUUUUUUCUGUUUGCGGUGUCACUGUGAAAUACACCCUCUGUCAACAUGGAGGAUUUCACUGUUUCAUCACCUCUUGUGGGGGUUUUUUUUGUGCUGAACACAUGAAAGCGAAGCAGGUUUGACACAAAGUUGCUCAUUCCGCUAUUGACAGAAUUCCCGGUGCCUUUCACACAAGCUCCUGCCAAAUGUGACUUUAGGAAAAAUAUGUAGAGAGUAGACCGACGUGACAGGUUUGUGUCUUUGCUCUAAAAUAACGUGCUGCCUCUUAAAUCUUCCUCAGAUGUAGAUGAUAAACUUUAAGCUUGCCUUAUUGUACUGACAUGAUUUGCCUGGUUACAUUGAAUGUGUUGUCAUGAAUCUCAGCAUGUGAUCUAAUACUGAUGGAAAUAGCCUUAAAUUAAAGCUAAGCAGAUCAACUAUA
Molecule: messenger RNA, 4202 nt
Organism: Scophthalmus maximus (turbot)
Lineage: Eukaryota; Metazoa; Chordata; Actinopteri; Pleuronectiformes; Scophthalmidae
Gene: traf6
Product: TNF receptor-associated factor 6
Exons: 8
Coding region: 831-2558 (575 amino acids)
Biological process (GO): regulation of canonical NF-kappaB signal transduction; interleukin-1-mediated signaling pathway; tumor necrosis factor-mediated signaling pathway
Cellular component (GO): plasma membrane signaling receptor complex
Molecular function (GO): tumor necrosis factor receptor binding; ubiquitin protein ligase activity; zinc ion binding
Source: RefSeq, a predicted model, not a curated record